Pelobates fuscus (common spadefoot toad) is the source of this 5491-nucleotide messenger RNA. RefSeq names its product NUAK family kinase 1 (gene NUAK1). Bases 97 to 2160 code for a protein of 687 amino acids. The transcript has 7 exons. Lineage: Eukaryota; Metazoa; Chordata; Amphibia; Anura; Pelobatidae. Gene Ontology annotation, biological process: intracellular signal transduction; protein phosphorylation. Gene Ontology annotation, molecular function: protein serine/threonine kinase activity; ATP binding. Gene Ontology annotation, cellular component: cytoplasm. The record is from RefSeq and is a predicted model, not a curated record.
GUGGUGAUUACACGUGCCAAAUGCGCAGCUGCGGCAGCCAAUGAGAAGUGGUCGCAACGUACUGAAUGAGUGGCAGAGGCGCUUCUUGCCGGUGAGAUGAUGGAUGGUGAAGGUGGUGGCGAUGCUGCUGUAGCCGUUGCUGAUAUGACCAAACUGGAAACAGGUCCUGAUGGUGACAGGAGACUAGGUGAUGUGCAGUUAGAAGGGGAGACAGAAAUCAUGGUGGAGCAGAUGCAACUCUCACCAUCUCAGGCGAUCUCGGACGAGGCAGCAGCCACCCCAGACCUUCUGACCAAACAGCAUGGGGUGAAGAGACAUCAUCACAAACACAACCUGAAGCACAGGUAUGAGCUGCAGGAGACACUGGGAAAAGGCACCUAUGGAAAAGUGAAGAGGGCUAUUGAGAGAUUUUCUGGCAGAGUGGUUGCCAUAAAGUCAAUUCGCAAGGACAAAAUAAGAGAUGAGCAAGAUAUGGUUCACAUCAGACGAGAGAUCGAGAUUAUGUCGUCACUCAGCCACCCACAUAUUAUAAGCAUCUACGAAGUAUUUGAAAACAAGGAUAAGAUUGUAAUUAUCAUGGAAUAUGCAAGUAAAGGGGAGCUGUACGAUUACAUCAGUGAGAGACGAAGACUAAGUGAAAGAGAAACGCGACAUUUCUUCCGUCAGAUUGUUUCUGCUGUACACUACUGCCACAAGAAUGGAGUUGUUCAUCGGGAUCUAAAGCUGGAAAACAUUCUGCUGGACGAAUGUGGUAACAUUAAGAUAGCAGACUUUGGACUUUCAAAUCUUUACCAAAAAGACAAAUUCUUACAGACGUUCUGUGGCAGCCCUCUUUAUGCAUCACCUGAAAUAGUAAAUGGGAGACCAUAUCGUGGACCUGAGGUUGACAGUUGGGCCCUUGGUGUGCUUCUUUACACGUUGGUAUAUGGAACAAUGCCAUUUGAUGGUUUUGACCACAAAAACCUAAUCAGGCAAAUAAGCAGUGGAGAAUAUCGUGAACCUACACAGCCUUCAGAUGCACGUGGUUUGAUUAGAUGGAUGCUUAUGGUUAAUCCAGAGCGUCGAGCCACAAUUGAAGAUAUUGCCAACCAUUGGUGGGUUAACUGGAGCUACAAGAGUAGCGUGUGUGACUGUGAUGUCUUGAGGGACUCUGAAUCUCCCCUGUUUGCCAGAUUCAUUGAUUGGCAGUAUCGUUCCACUGGCAGGCAGCUGGAUUCUGAAAGUAAAAGUAAGUGCCUACCCAAACCAUCCGAAGUUUCGCUAGAGCGACAGAGGUCUUUAAAGAAAUCCAAGAAGGAAAAUGACAUUGCACAGUCUUUGCAGGAUGGGACUGAAGAUAGUGAUUCAAAGAUUAUAUCAAAGAGACCAAAAGGUAUUUUGAAAAUAAGAAGCAACAGUGAGCACCGUUGUCAUAGUGCUGGAUUUAUAGAAGGAGUUGUUAGUCCUACAUUGUCUUCUACGUACAAGAAUGAAAGUGAAAAAGGCCAUAAUAAUGCAUCUUCUAGCAGCAUGCGAGAGCUGAAAGAAUCAACAUUAUACAGUUCAAAGCAAUCUACUCCCAUGCCGAAGAAGGGUAUUUUAAAAAAGACUCCACAAAGAGAGUCUGGCUAUUAUUCUUCUCCAGAGAGAAGUGAGUCUUCUGAACUACUGGACAAUGAUGAAAGAGAAAGCAUUGAUGUUUCUCAAGUAGUCCAUGAGCCGAAAAGAACUGUGUCUCAUAGCCUUUCUUACAGACGGAAGGGCAUAUUAAAGCACAACAGUAAAUAUUCAAGUGGUAAUGCAGAUUGUUCAAUGGCCAGCACUGCUGCACCAUCAGUGGAACCUAUGGAAGAAGGAGUGACACCAGUGGAAGGGUUGUCUCGAAGUUACAGUAGACCGUCUAGUGUGAUCAGUGACGACAGCAUCCUUUCAAAUGAUUCUUUUGAGUUGCUUGAAUUAGCAGGUGGCAGAACAAACAGACCCAGAAUACGUAGUUGUGUCUCAGCGGAAAACAUUCUAUACCUUCAGGAUUUUGAGGGCCUACAGAAAAGCCCUCGUCCGCAAAACCUAAAACGUUACAGAAACCGUUUUGCAGACAGCAGUUUUUCUCUACUUGCAGAUAUGGAUGACGUCACUCAGGUCUACAAAAAAGCUUUAGAAAUAUGCAACAAGCUUAACUAAUGUUGUCACAGAAGGCUAAGAGUUUUGUGAUGAAUACUUUGCUGACAGUAUUAGUGUAGAACUACACAAAUAGCCUCUUUUUGCAAGUGCACAUGCACAUUUUUCUUGUGAAAAUUCUCUAUUUAGUGUGAACGAUGUUUUUCCUUUUCUUAAAAAGUUAGAUUACAUUUUAAUAGCGCACAAAAAAAGGAUUUUUCAAGAUUUAUGCCACUCGUUCACUGGUACCUGCAGUAUUGUUCGUAAAAAAAGUUAUAGAACCAUUUGAUUGCUGGAGGUUCUAAGGAUAACUUAGUUUUGCAAUAUGUUGCACACCUAAAACUCAAACAAGUUCAAAUUAUAAAGCUGUUUUAUGCGGGUACCAUCUUUUUUUAUGAAUAAUUUAUUUAUAUUUAGAUAUCCAUAAAAGUUCCUAUAUUGACCUAUAUAUAAACAUAAUAUAUACUUAUGGUAAUUUUUCUCAUUCAUGCACUCUCAAAGUUGAAAUGUCAAAUACCCCUUUUGUUUAGCAAAGAUCUUGCUAAAAAAAAAAACUCUGUUCACAAAAAUGGUGACGUUUAGAUAUUUUUGUAUAUUUACUAUCCCUUCCGUAGUUCCUGUAGAUUAUUUUAUACUAUUAAAGUAUGAUGGGAGUGAUUAAUAGCAGAUCUCCCAGCUUGGGUUAAACUGUUCCCAAACUUGGGAACAGCUGGUCAACAGUGCACCCCAGAAGUUUGAGGAGACAGCUUUGGUAGAUAGAUUCGUUUUACAUAAUAAAUAGGUAAUCAUCUGAAUAUUAAACAAUUAUUAUUUAACUAUUUAUUUCUAUCAAGUAUUUAUAAGAAGGUAAAGGCUUUAUCGGGUCAUACUUAGCAUCUAUGUGAAAAAUAGGUGCUUCUUUUAUACAAAUAAUAAACAUCGCUCCAGUCAAACAAUUAAAUAAAAAAAUGCGAUAAGAACAAAAUGUAAUGUCACCCACAUAACUUGCAGUGAUGGUUCUAAUACACUAAAAUAUAUAGUAUGUUGAACUGUCACAACACAUACCGUCACUGGAAAAUGUUAUAUGUUUAUAUGAUACGUGUGCCUUUAAAUUAACUCAUGAUACGCCAACUUUAAAAUUGAACAUAGUUAUCAAGGCUUUAAAGGAUACAAAAAUAUCGGAUUAUGUUUUGUUCAUUUUCUGACCCCUCCUGAUUCUUCACAUAAAUACUAAACGUAUUAUUUUAGCUAGGGAAUGCUAUCGCUAGGUUUUAACGCCAUACAUUUUAACCUUUAUAACUGUAUGAGAACAAUUUUUAAGAAUGUGUACCCUUAGAAAUAAUUCUAUAACAUUGUUUGAAUUCUCCAAGUAAGGCGUUUGAACUUGUUCUCCAACAAAAUAAACAACAUUUUAGAUAUUUACAUAUUUCAAAAAUACAGAAAUUCAAUCUGCUUUCGUGCUCAAAGUGCACUAUGUGUAGUUUUUGUCUGCUGGCUCAUAUAGUAACGUAGUAUUUUUUUUUUUUUUUAAACUCUUUAAUAAAUACAACAAAUUAACAUUUUAGAGGUGCAGUAAGGUAUUUUGCUGUGUUUUCGGACCUGUUAAUUUGUUCUGCACAGAUGUUUGCCAAACGUAAUCCGAGAACCUUAGAAUUGAACAUAAAAGAGCGAUACCCUGGGUUGAAUAAAAGCUUGGACAUGCUUUCACUUAUAUUUCAUAUAAUAUAUAAUGAUUUUGCCCAUUUUAGCUGGCAAAUUCGUACUGGGUACAGGGUUCAAGUUUCUUCACUUUCACUGUCAGCAAAAUAAAAGACUUGAAAUAUUUAUGGGUGUAAUAGUGGAUAUGUGACCGUGUGUCAGAUUGCUUUAGAAUGUAGGUAGAAAGGAAAAUGGCAAGUAGUAAUGGCAGGGCAAGUUGGAACUAAAAAGGUGUUGUUUUUUUAAAAGUGGAUUUGGAGCAAGUAAGUGUAUAAUUUGUAAUUAAAAGAAAAGACGUGUAAUGUAAGCAGGAUAUUCUAAUGGGCAAUGGAAUAAAACUGUUAUUGAGAGAACCAGGAACUGGCCAAGAAUUGACUCCACAGCUUUUAGUAUCAAAUAUCCAUUACCAAGAGCUGAAUUGUAGCUCAUUUUGUUUUUAAACAGCAGUGGAACCACAUUCUUUCUAAUUCCUGUUAAACCGUACGAAGAAUGGUCACUUGAGAAAGAAAGGUGUGACUUUUACCACGAAGGUGUUUCAUGGGUCAACUGGACUGUGUGAAAGCACACAAGUGUUAACAUAUGUUGCAUACAUGAUAGGCCUGGGCAAACACAUAAUGUUUGUUUUCACAUCACUAACCACAGAUGCCAAAAAAAAAAAAAAAAAUUCUGUUUGAAUAGAAAAGCCUGUGUUUGGUUUAAUUAAAUGUUUUGAUACACUACCUGAUUUGACUUUAGUUUGAAUUGUAAUAAGUGAAUUCAGUCUCACUCAUACAAUAUGUCUCUUUAUUUUCCUGCUUAAAUAUACUGUUUCUAUGUCUCACAAAGAGGUUUUUGAAAAAUAUCAAAUUGACUUAUUAAAAGCCAUGAUUGGGUUUUGGUAUUUUCAUACUGGUUAUGUUUCAGAAACAUUGACUUUUUUUUUUACUGUGCACGUUUAUUAGGCUGGCAUGUAGACACCAUUUUACUAGUCAAAAAUGAGCUAUGUGCCAAUGUCCUCCCAUAUGCCCUAAUACAUUUUUUACAUUUUUAUUUUUUAUUUUGGCAGCAAUCACAUUCGAUGCAGCAUAUGUUCAGUCAUGGGAAAAAAAAGGACAAGGGCAAGAUUCACAUUUUUUUUAUAUACAAUAUAAAAUGAAUAAUUCUUAGAUUAGGACUCACAAGAAUUUAAUAACAGUACUCAAGGGUGAAAAGGCUACAUCUGUCAUGCAGCAAAUCAUAAUAAGAAGGUCCCACAAAUCUCCAAAAAAAAUUGAAAACUUAAAAAUAAAAUCGAAAUAAAUGAAUAAUAGUAGAACAAACCUUAAUGUGAAACGCACAUUAACAUAAAAAAAAAACCCCAAAACAUAUUAAAACAGAAAGUGUUAAGCGUUUGAUACAUAUUUAAAGCACCAUUGGAAUAUAAACUAUGUGAAUACAGUACCAAGUCCAAUAUAGUUGAUUUUAGUAAGUCCUUCAAUUAUGGAGUCUUGUCAAACUCUUCCGUGUUGCAGACAAGUUCAGACGUAACAAUGUGAACUCAUAAAUAAACACAAAACAAACAGCUUUAAGUCUAAAGUUUCUCUUUGCACAUGCCUAUAUAUUUAGUUUAUGUUACUAAUAUAUUAUUUGUGUAUAUUUUAAUUUAGGCAGUAUUUGUACUUUUUUUAAUCGCUUCUACUCCUUUUUGAACUACCUUUGA